Messenger RNA from Dermacentor silvarum, 1317 nucleotides. Its product is annotated as putative nuclease HARBI1. The record is from RefSeq and is a predicted model, not a curated record. The coding region runs from base 1 to 1317 and encodes 438 amino acids. The transcript is spliced from 6 exons. Lineage: Eukaryota; Metazoa; Arthropoda; Arachnida; Ixodida; Ixodidae.
AUGCCCCACUGUGCUGUGACGGUUGAUCAAGUCUGUGGUCCCACGCACAACGCUCCGGAGGUAGGGUAUAAUAAGGUGCAGGUGCCGCGCUUCACUGCGGCUGCGCGCUCCCGCCAGGCCGGAAGUAUCCGGGUGAAGCUAGUGGAGAUGUCGGCAAUGAGAAAGGAAGCGCUUGUAGUUGCCGCAAUCGAUGAGCUUUAUUCAAGUUCGUCUGACAGCGAAGACGACAUGCUGAUCGACCUCAUCCAAAAACAAUGCGGUGAAGAGCGGCCGAAAGUGGACAGGUUCGUUGAACGGGUCGUCAGGCGCCUCGACGACACCGGAUUCCGGAAGCAUUUCCGGGUAAGCAGGAGCGUCUUCUACCGGCUGAUUGCGGAUUACGAAAACUCCAGUUUUUAUCCAAAGCAUCAUGGAGGCCCACAUCCGCAGAAAUCGGCUGAAGAGCACGUUCUUUCGUUUCUUUGGUUUGCAGGAAACAAAACUACCGAGCGAGCCGUCGCCGUCAUGUUUGGAAUGGCGGAGAGCACUGUGAACGGAAUCAUCGAACGUGUGGCAGGCUACUUGAACAGCAUCAGCGCGAAUGUGAUGCGCUUCCCAGACACACCUGAAAAAAAAAAAAAAAGAGCAGCCAGCGCCAAGUUCGAAGAAAUUUCAGGUUUUCCAAAUGUCUUGGGAUGUAUUGACGGAACAUACAUAGAAACGAGGUGCCCAGCCAGGAAGAUUGCCUCAACAUAUACAAACAGGCACGACAAGAAGUCAUACGGCGUUCAGGCAAUUUGCACUGCUGAUCGCAAGUUUGUGGAUGUGUUCCUUGGCCCCACAGGCAAGAUGCACGACGCUGAGACAUUCAAGCGCGGUUUCGCUUUAGAUAAACUGCCAGGAGUUUGUGAAGGCAAGUAUCAUCUGCUUGGUGAUGCCGCCUAUCCACUCCGAGAAUAUCUCCUGACACCAUUCAGGGACUAUGGUUCGCUGACCCCUGAAUGUGUACAAUAUAACUUGCGCUUGAGCCAAACACGUGUACGCAUUGAAAAUGCUUUUGGCCUGCUGAAAGAACGUUUCAGGCAACUUUUGUACUUGGAAUUCUGGACGGUAAGGAAGGCCACAUUGUUCAUUCUUGCAUGCUGCGUACUCCACAACAUGUGCAUUGAAGGAGGGGACAAUGGCCUUGACUAUGAGGAUGUGGGUACCACAAAUGCCAGCAGGCCAAACCCGAUUGAAAUGCUAACCUUUGUAGACUCAAAAACAGAAAAAGGGCUGAAGCAACUAGGAGAAAAAAAACGGAAGCAAAUUGUACGGUACCUUCAGACCAUUCAGUGA